AUUCCUCCUCCUCCUCCAAAUUCCGGCCCGACGGCGCACAUCUCUCCACACUGACCCACACGACGCCCGCCGGGCAGCGGCGCAGCAGAAACUCCGUCACUGGCCGUGAAUAGCCCUAGCCCACCUAGCAAGAGUCGUGCUGGCCCAAUCCCUCCCAACUCACGGCCUCCGAGUGACUAGUCCGGGGAUUCGACGCCAGCGACGGCCACGGUGGAGAGGAGAUGUUCACGAACGCACAGCGCCAGGUCGAGCGCACCGGCCGUGGCGGCACUUCGAGAGACCAGUACCUUCAGGAUCUCGUGACCCAGUUCCAGGACUCCACUGAUGAAGAGUGCAAGGAGAGGAUAGUUGCAAACUUAUCAAAUUUCGCAUAUGACCCUUAUAACCACGCCUUUAUGCGCCAGCUGAAUAUUCUUGAGUUGUUCUUGGAUUGCAUUACGGAGUCAAAUGAAAGGCUUGUUGAGUUUGGUGUUGGUGGAAUAUGUAAUUCAUGUGUUGAUCCAGCGAAUGCUUCAGUUAUUACUCAAUGUGGCGGAAUCCCAUUGGUUAUACAAUGCUUAUCUAGCCCAGUUAGGAAUACCGUGAUUUAUGCACUUGGAGCCUUGUACUACUUAUGCAAUCCUUCAACAAAGAAAGAGAUUUUGAAACCAGACGUCCUGCGGAUGAUAAGAGACUAUUCUGCAGCUGGAGCCGUUAACAGCAGCUUCAGCAAUCUGGCGACUGCAUUCCUGGACAAGCAUGUCAACUCGUGACUUCAGUUCGGAACUGCAGAUGGUAAAGGCUUGUAGGGUUCUAUCUGCUAGAAACUAGAGAGUAGAAGCUAUGCAGGAGUUACAGUUCCGUGCCUGUUUAUCGAAGCACAACAAUAGGCAGUAGUGAGUUGGUGAUAUAAAGCUGGAACUUAUACAACCUCUGUGAACACUCAGUAAGUUUAUCAGUGUUGUUGUCACGGUAUUUAUUCCAGAAAACCGUGGAGUUGUAUAUUGUAUAGUUGAUUAGGAUUUGUGUUUGAUGAUGGUCUUGCAGUAAAAUGAAGAAGGAUAGAAUGCAUAUAUGUUGAA
Molecule: messenger RNA, 1061 nt
Organism: Lolium rigidum
Lineage: Eukaryota; Viridiplantae; Streptophyta; Magnoliopsida; Poales; Poaceae
Product: armadillo repeat-containing protein 7-like
Exons: 7
Coding region: 222-752 (176 amino acids)
Molecular function (GO): protein binding
Source: RefSeq, a predicted model, not a curated record